Malaclemys terrapin pileata is the source of this 2875-nucleotide messenger RNA. It is a transcript of the gene PTCHD1, whose product is annotated as patched domain containing 1. Gene Ontology annotation, cellular component: plasma membrane; synapse. The coding region runs from base 81 to 2816 and encodes 911 amino acids. The transcript is spliced from 3 exons. Gene Ontology annotation, biological process: cognition; chemical synaptic transmission. The record is from RefSeq and is a predicted model, not a curated record. Lineage: Eukaryota; Metazoa; Chordata; Testudines; Emydidae.
GCGCCUCGGCUCGGCCGGAUUUUUUUGCCCGGGUGUAUUUCAGGCCGGUGGGGCAGCUCCCGUCUGCCCGGGCUCCCCCGAUGGUUUUGCCUCGGCUCCGGGAGAGCUUCAGAUCGCACCUCGCCCUCCUGAGCUCCCUCUGCACUAGGAUGUUGCGGCAGGUUUUGCACAGGGGGCUGAGGACGUCUUUUUCCAGACUCGGCCACUUCAUUGCCAGUCACCCGGUGUUCUUCGCCUCCGCACCUGUGCUGAUCUCGAUUUUGCUGGGCGCCAGCUUCAGCAGGUACCAGAUCGAGGAGAGCGUGGAGUAUCUCCUGGCCCCCAAACACAGCCUGGCCAAGAUCGAGAGGAACCUGGUGAACAGCCUUUUCCCGGUGAACCGCUCCAAACACCGGCUCUACUCUGACCUGCAGACCCCUGGGAGGUACGGCAGGGUCAUCAUCACAUCCUUCAGGAAGGCGAACAUGCUGGACCAACAUCAUACUGAUCUGAUCUUAAAGUUACACUCAGCUGUGACCAGGAUCCAAGUACAAAGACCUGGUUUCAAUUACACAUUUGCCCAUAUAUGUAUCCUGAAUAAUGACAAGACUUGCAUAGUGGAUGACAUAGUGCAUGUACUGGAGGAGCUAAAGUCUGCUCGAUCUUCUAAUCGAACUAAUUUUGUUAUCACAUAUCCAAUCACUCACUUAAAGGAUGGCAGGGAAGUGUAUAACGGGCACCAGCUUGGCGGGGUUACCGUGCACAGCAAAGAUCGGGUGAAGUCUGCAGAAGCCAUCCAGCUCACCUACUACUUGCAGGCGAUCAACUCUCUGAAUGACAUGGUAGCAGAAAAGUGGGAAUCCAUCUUUUGUGACACUGUCGAACUUUUUCAGAAAUCCAACAGGAAAGUCAAAAUGUAUCCCUUCACUUCGUCUUCGCUGAGGGAGGAUUUCCAGAAGACGAGCAGGGUGUCAGAACGUUACCUGACCACAGGCCUGGUCCUUGUGGUCACUUUGGCCAUACUCUGCUGUUCUAUGCAGGAUUGUGUCCGCAGCAAACCUUGGCUUGGCCUUUUAGGGUUGUUAACGGUGAGCUUAGCCACUCUGACUGCAGCUGGAAUCAUCAAUCUGACUGGUGGGAAAUACAAUUCCACCUUCCUGGGAAUUCCCUUCAUCAUGUUAGGUCAUGGGUUAUAUGGGACUUUUGAAAUGUUGUCCUCCUGGAGGAAAACUAGAGAAGACCAACAUGUUAAAGAGAGAACUGCAGCUGUGUUUGCAGACUCCAUGCUCUCCUUUUCUCUCACCACUGCCAUGUACCUGGUCACUUUUGGAAUAGGUGCCAGUCCUUUCACUAACAUUGAAGCAGCAAGGAUUUUCUGCUGCAAUUCCUGUAUUGCAAUUUUCUUCAACUACCUCUACGUACUCUCCUUUUAUGGUUCCAGCCUGGUGUUUACUGGCUACAUAGAAAACAACUACCAGCAUAGUAUCUUCUGCAGAAAGGUACCAAAGCCAGAGGUAUUGCAAGAGAAGCCUGCAUGGUAUAGGUUUCUUCUGACAGCCAAAUUCAGCGAGGACACAACCGAUUCAGAGGAAACAAAUACUUAUGAAAGUCAUCUUUUGGUGUGUUUCCUCAAACGCUAUUACUGUGACUGGAUAACAAACACUUACGUCAAGCCUUUUGUAGUUCUCUUUUACCUUAUUUAUAUUUCCUUUGCCUUAAUGGGCUACCUGCAGGUCAAUGAAGGGUCAGACCUUAGUAACAUCGUAGCAACCGCGACACGAACCAUUGAAUACACUACUGCCCAGCAAAAGUAUUUCAGUAACUACAGCCCAGUCAUUGGGUUUUAUAUCUAUGAGUCAAUAGAAUAUUGGAACACAAGCGUUCAAGAAGAUGUGCUAGAGUAUACUAAAGGGUUUGUGAGGAUAUCUUGGUUUGAGAGCUAUUUAAAUUAUCUUAGGAAACUCAACAUAUCUACUGGAUUGCCCAAAAAGAAUUUUACUGACAUGUUGAGGAACUCUUUCCUGAAAGCCCCCCAGUAUGCCCAUUUUUCAGAGGAUAUCAUCUUUUCCAAAAAAUACAACAACGAAGUUGAUGUAGUAGCUUCAAGGAUGUUCUUGGUGGCUAAGACAAUGGAAACCAAGAGAGAAGAACUCUAUGAUCUCCUGGAAACCUUGAGGAAACUCUCUCUCACAUCCAAGGUGAAAUUCAUCGUUUUCAAUCCAUCAUUCGUAUACAUGGAUCGUUACGCCUCCUCAGUGGGAGCCCCCUUACAAAAUUCCUGCAUCAGUGCUUUAUUUCUGCUCUUCUUCUCGGCAUUCCUGGUGGCAGACUCUCUAAUCAAUGUCUGGCUCACUCUAACUGUUGCCUCAGUCGAAUUUGGAGUCAUAGGUUUCAUGACCUUGUGGAAAGUGGAACUGGACUGUAUUUCUGUGUUGUGCUUAAUUUAUGGGAUUAAUUAUACAAUUGACAACUGUGCGCCACUGUUAUCAACCUUUAUCCUGGGCAAAGAUUUCACAAGAACUAAAUGGGUAAAAAAUGCCCUAGAAGUGCACGGGGUAGCUAUUUUACAGAGCUACCUCUGCUAUAUUGUUGGUCUGAUUCCUCUUGCAGCUGUGCCUUCAAAUCUGACCCGUACACUGUUCAGGUGCUUGUUUUUAAUAGCAUUAGUCACCUUCUUUCACUGCUUUGCCAUUUUACCUGUGAUACUGACUUUUGUGCCACCAUCCAAGAAAAAAAGGAAAGAGAAGAAGAAUCCUGAAAACCGUGAGGAAAUAGAGUGUGUCGAAAUGGUGGAUAUGGAUAGUACCCGAGUGGUUGACCAAAUUACAACAGUUUGACUUGUUUGUUUGUUGUCUUUUCACAGUAGGUCUUAUUGAGAGAAAAGAGAUCAUUAUUG